This is a messenger RNA of Penaeus indicus, 1305 nucleotides long. RefSeq lists its product as uncharacterized. The transcript has 4 exons. Lineage: Eukaryota; Metazoa; Arthropoda; Malacostraca; Decapoda; Penaeidae. Bases 77 to 940 code for a protein of 287 amino acids. The record is from RefSeq and is a predicted model, not a curated record. Gene Ontology annotation, molecular function: protein binding.
AAAGAUAGAUAAGAAGAAGAAUUUCCGAUCAGGCGACCUUUAGUUGAACUCCCAGCACCGUCACAGGAAGGUGGAAAUGGGACAAAUAUUAACUCCGAUUUUGAAAUGGUUUGCUUUUAAGGGAGAGAGAAUCACAUAUAACCCUCUGAAGUGCCAAAUAUGUCAGAGUCACUUCGGGCAGAACGACAAAGCACCCGUGGCACUCUCCUGCGGGCACAGCUCAUGCCGGGAGUGCCUUCGAUUCUUGGCCCGAAAAGGGAGCUCCCUCAGGUGCCCCGUCUGCAGUGCCACCCACAGCGGGCAGCCCCUUGAAGAACUCAGGGACAACUUCGAUCUCCUGAACGCUGGCACCAAGAGUGAGGCUCCCAUUAGGCCCUCGCUGCGGAAGAGAAGAAACGUCUCGAGGGCCCCCGAGUGUAGAGUGUGCCGCCAGAACUACUCGAAGGGUGCCCUGGCUCCCGUGGCCCUCUCCUGCGGCCACAGUGCAUGCAGGACCUGUCUCCGCACCAUCCUCGAGAUGAAAUCGACCCUCAAGUGCCCCACAUGUACGGCUGUCCACUCGGGGGCCUCGCUCGACGAACUCCGCGACAACGCUGGUCUUUUGGAAGCCGUGGCGCGGGUGGGGGCGCUGCAGAAAGAAGAGGUGGCCAGGCAGGAGGAACCAGCUGCAGAGACGAAUUCGAUCAGGAUCCUCGUGAAGGAUCUGACAGAAAAGCAGUUCCCAAUCACCAUAGAUCCUUCCAAGACAUUCCAGGAGGCCAAAGAGAUGUUAAGCUCACAGUAUGGACUCACUCGGGAAAACAUCCGACUUCUUUACAGAGGGAAAAGGUUGGAUGAUAACAAGACGCCAAAUUACUAUAAGAUAACUCACGGAUCAGUUAUCCAGAUGGCGAUGGCGUACUUAGGAGGAGCGAAUACAUCUAUUCAGGUCGAAUUUUAAAGCCAGUGGUUCUUUACUUUGAGUCACGGACCCAUUUAAGAAUCUGAUGGAGGAUAGGGAAGCCCUUCCUUAGAAAUAUUCACAUAAACUUUAUUUAUCGAGAUUUGAUUCUUUCUUACAUAAAUGAGAUACACAAAGAAUGAUCAAACUAUGAAGUAAACAAUCUAGAAAAUAUACACUUAUAUGAACGUUGAUUUUUAUCUCUUUCCCACGGCCCGUUUGGAACCACACGUGGGCCGCAGGUUAAGAACCCUCAGUUUUAAUCCGUUGGAGGAGGAAUAUGUUCAUUCAAGUAUUCUAUCUAUCAAGUAUAAAUAGAUAGAUAGAAUGAAAUGUAGUGGCAAAAAAUAAACGCACACACAUGU